GAAUGUUCCAGCAAACAUUGCUCAUUCCUUAAAUAUAGGUUCUUCUCAUUUCCUCUGCUUAUAGUUAUAAUCUACACACACCCGAGACAAUGGGCGACACCGUGAGUUUGCCCAACUUAUCGACCAAAGUAGUAGCUAUUGCUGCAGGGGAAGCACACACUCUCCUUCUUACAGGGGAUGGACGUGUUUAUUCCUGGGGAAGAGGAAUACUGGGACGGCUUGGUCAAGGUUCUGAACAUGACAAGCAUUUUCCUGUUGAAGUCAAGUUUGGAUCAGAAGAAGACAGCGUAAGAAUAGUGGGAAUUGCCGCUGGUGCUUAUCAUAGUCUUGCUCUAGCAGAUGAUGGAUAUGUUUGGUGUUGGGGCUACAAUAUAUAUGGUCAACUUGGUAUACAUGGAGAGGAAUUUCAUGGCAGAAAAUACACCGAUGGAGAUUAUUCUAUAGUGCCCUGCUUAUUGAAUAAGUUUCUUGACUUGCACCCCCCUGAUUCUUCAUCAAUAUCAAUUGUUCCAGAAACAGAAGGCCAAGCAUCACUAAAGAUAAUUGAUGUCAAAGCAGGAGGAAUGAUGUCUCUGUGUAUUGAUAAUCUUGGGGCCCUCUGGCUGUGGGGAAAUUGCCCUCAACAAAGCAAAGAAGGCGACUUCUCUCUUAUAAGCAAUUUCACUCCAACACCAGUGUGGGAUUUUCAUGGCCACACUGUAGUUAAAGUAGCAUGUGGAAACGAACAUGUCGUGGCACUUGUUACUGCUGGAGAAUCAUACAAGGGCGUGGAUGAUCUAGUGUGCUACACUUGGGGUAACAACAGUCAUGGUCAAUUAGGCUUAGGGGACACAAAGAAUAGGCCAAGACCACAAGUGGUGAAAACAUUUGAUCUUGAAUCCCCUUGGGCAAUAUAUGAGGUAGCAUGUGGUGCCUUCCACACUGCUUUGCUUACUCACAAAAAGAGGCACAGUGACACAUUAGAAAGCACAUGCUGGACCUUUGGCCUUGGGGAUAAUGGCCAACUAGGUCGUGGCACAACACAAAGCACAUCACUUCCUGAACCUGUUAAGGAAUUGCCACAAAAUGUGCAUCUUGUUUCUGUUGACUGUGGCUUGUUUCACACUUGUGUUGUUUCCUCUGAUGGGGAUGUGUGGUCAUGGGGAAUGGAGAAGGGUCUUGGCUUGUGUUCUGAUGAUAGCAAUGGUGGAACACAUUCUGGUGAUGCUCUUUCUCCGUUUCUUAUCUCUUGCAAUCCACAUCAACCUAAAUUUUCACAACCAGUUCAAGUUGCAUGUGGGGCUGCUCAUACUGUCAUUAUUGCGCAUGAGGGUUGCAAGCUAUGGUCUUGGGGGAGAGGAAGGAGUGGAGUUCUUGGAAAUGGUAAGACUAUGGAUAGUUACACUCCCACCAUAGUGUUGUGGCCUCCACUGAUGGAAGAUUUCAAACAAGAGGAACUAUAUAGCUCAUGUGAGCAUGAUAAAAAUGAGACUAAAGAAGUCACAGAAAUAGAUGAGAGACUAUCUUCAGCAUUGAAUCAACUGAAGCUGCUUCAAACAAAGCUAUCCAUAAUAGAAAGAUAUGCCAGUAUACUUCAUAGUUCCCUAUUUGGUGAACCUUUUGAUGAGCAAGAUGUUCCUGCUUCAUUGAAAAAUUCAGGUGCAUUUGACAUUGCAAAGGAAUGGGAGAACAUGUUAGAGGCAGCAGAUGGUACAAAGCUGAUUAAUUUGGAAAUGCUCUACCGAAACAUGCAUGCUAGUGUGAAAGAAAAGCUAAUGAAAAGAAGGAUCAAGGCGAUUAUAGAUGAAUGCCUACUACAAUCUUCACAGGUGAAAAAUUAGUACAUAUAAAAGUAAGAAGUGAACCAUUCUGGUCAAAGGAUUGCACAUACAAAUUAAUAAGCUAAUUGUCUCCAAAUUAUUGUCUUUAUUUUGUGUCCGUGAGAAUAUUUUUGUAAGCCUCUCGUGUGAUUGAGUUCUGUACAGAGUUGAGCACCAACUGGCAUUGAUUUUUAUGCCAUAAAUGUUUAGUAUGCCAUAUCCAUGAGUAGUUGUAUCCGUCCUCUUGUUGUAGUAUGACUUACUCCCUAAUCUCCUUAUUCAAUUGAAGCUAUUCUUGGUUGUUAUUUAA
Molecule: messenger RNA, 2109 nt
Organism: Glycine soja
Lineage: Eukaryota; Viridiplantae; Streptophyta; Magnoliopsida; Fabales; Fabaceae
Product: probable E3 ubiquitin-protein ligase HERC4
Exons: 5
Coding region: 90-1820 (576 amino acids)
Source: RefSeq, a predicted model, not a curated record